Hansenula anomala is the source of this 789-nucleotide messenger RNA. RefSeq names its product AAA family ATPase CDC6 (gene CDC6). The annotation marks the transcript as partial. Gene Ontology annotation, molecular function: DNA replication origin binding. Gene Ontology annotation, cellular component: nucleus. The transcript has a single exon. NCBI's taxonomy places the organism in Eukaryota, Fungi, Ascomycota, Saccharomycetes, Phaffomycetales, Wickerhamomycetaceae. The record is from RefSeq and is a predicted model, not a curated record. Gene Ontology annotation, biological process: mitotic DNA replication checkpoint signaling.
UCCAAAUUUUUAUUAAUUGGUAUUUCAAAUUCUUUAGAUAUGAUUGAUAGGUUAUUACCAAGAUUGAAAAUUAAUGGAUUAAAUCCAAAUACUUUAUCAUUUAUGCCAUAUACUGCAGAACAAAUCAAAUCAAUAAUUAUAACAAAAUUGAAACUUUUAAAUGUCAAAGACCCAAAUUCAACAAAUAUUCCAAUAAUGCAUCCUGCAGCUAUACAACUUUGUGCCAAAAAAUCUUCAAAUAAUACAGGUGAUUUAAGAAAGGCAUUUGAUAUAUGUCGAAAUUCAAUUGAAAUGGUUGAAAGAGAGAUUCGAGGCUUAAAUUCUCAAGGUUUUAUUAAUAAAGAUAUUGAUGGAUUAAUUGAAUUUGAUGAAGAUUCUGCACCAAAAGUUAAAAUCAACCAUAUUGCCAAAAUUUGUGCAAGUGUUUUUGAUAAUCAUCAAUCAACAAGAUUGAAAAAUUUAAAUCUUCAACAAAAAUUUAUAAUUUGUAUGUUGAUUAAAAAAGAAUCUGAAAUUAUUAAUGAACCAAUUACAAUUAAUUCAUUAUAUGAAUAUUAUGUUAAAAAAAUUGAAAUUGAUAGAUUGAUUGGAGUUUUGAAAAAGGGUGAAUUCUUAGAAAUAAUAAGUGCUUUAGAAAGUAUUGGAAUAUUGAAAGUUUCUAAAGCAAAUAAACAAUAUAAUCAAAUUAGAAUAACUUCAUCAAUUUCACAAAAAGAUUUGAAAUUAAUUGUUGAUGGAGUCACUGUUUUAGAAAAAUUAAUGGGUAUUAAUGGUCAGGAGAUAAAUUAA